AUGGCGCUCCGGCGCGUGAGUCUCGCAGGCCGGAGCCCCGUCGACCCUCUCGCCCGCGAGCCCGUCGGGGGCAGUUGGCUCCCGCCGUCGCUCCCUUCUGCGGCCGCAGGCGGCGAGGAGGGCGAAACGGCGCCGCGCGAGGCGUGUCGAGGCAACCAUGUGCACGCAAUUCAGCCAGCAGACACGCUCCUCUCGAUCGCGCUCCAGUACGACGUGCCGGUGCCGCGCAUCAUGCUCGCGAACCGACUCUCCUCAGCAGACAUCUGGUUCAAAAACGAACUCCUCAUUCCCUGCAGCGGGCGCUGCGCGCAGGUCGCGGCCGUCGAGCGGCCUGCAGAGGCGCGGAGAGACGCAGCGGAGGGUGCGGGCGACCGCGCGAGGCGCCUGGGGCCUGCGGCAGAGAGCGCCGUGGACGCGGCGUCCGCGCAGAUGGAUGCGGCCUGCGUGAGGACGGAAAUUCCGGAUCUCGUCCACAGAACUGCGCACACCGCCAUGCUCGUUGAGGCACUCGUGCGACAGGAGGGCGUCGACGUCACAUUGGCAAGGGCGCAGCUCGCCUUCAGAAACGGCAACGCCGACGUCGCGCGCGCGGACUGUCGGCUGGUGAGGCGCUGGCAGGACGAGCUCGACGUCACAACCCCAGAAAUCCUCGCGUAUCUCUCAGUGAACGACGGCGACGUGGUGAAGGCGAGGAAUGCGAUGCUGAAAGACGAACAGUGGCUUCAAGAGCAAGAAGAGGCCCACCGGACGCGGGCGCGAGCGCGGCCGGCGUCCUUCUCUGUCUCUUCGCUGUUGAACACGCGGUCGCUCUUCUCGUCUGCGUCCGCGCGCUACGUUCGACUUGCAGACGAGACCGGCUUGCUGUCGCCGCUGUCGCGCGAGCGCAGCGGCGGCGAGGCGUGCGUGCCGCGAGUUAUCGGCAAAGCUUCGUCCGCUGCGAGUUCAGCGAGCACGGACGUCUCCCCGGGACGCGAUUCGAGAGAUGACGCGCCUUGCCUGUUUUCCGUGACCAGCUCCCGCGCGAGCGUGUGCGCGCCUCGAGGAACGCUGCCGCAGCUUCGGCAGCGACUCGCGAGCGGCCAGACUCGAAAGGGGCGGAGGGAAACGAUCGACGUCGAAAUGCGGCAACUGUGA
Besnoitia besnoiti is the source of this 1134-nucleotide messenger RNA. RefSeq names its product LysM domain-containing protein. NCBI's taxonomy places the organism in Eukaryota, Apicomplexa, Conoidasida, Eucoccidiorida, Sarcocystidae. The record is from RefSeq and is a predicted model, not a curated record. The transcript has 3 exons. Bases 1 to 1134 code for a protein of 377 amino acids.